AUGAUUAUUCAACCCAAUAACUUUCAUAGUCUCAGAACCAAAUAUUAGCCUGAGUUACCACAAUUAUUGUAAUUGGAAGAGUUGGACACCAAAACAGAGACAAUUUAAGUGAAUCCUCAAAUUCGAGAAAUGUUUCCCUUUUUGUGCAAGGAAGAAGUUAAGGCAGUCGCAUUUUAAGCUGCAAAUGCUAAUGAGAAUACAAUAAGAGCACCUUUGAGAAUUGGUUGUGUGCUCUCAGGAGGUUAAGCAGCUGGUGGUCACAACGUCAUAGUGGGGAUUUAUGAACAAAUAAAGAGAAGACAUCCAAAUAGUUAAUUGUUUGGAUUUUUGAAGGGGCCAAUUGGUAUUUACUCAGGCAAGUACGAGGAAUUGAAAGAUGAUACUAUCAAUUAUUUCAAGAAUAGAGGAGGGUUCGAUAUGAUUCAAAGUGGAAGACACAAGAUUGAAACAGAAGAACAAUUCAAGAAGUCUCUUCAAUAUUGUUAAUCAUUAAAACUAGAUGGUUUGGUAGUGAUCGGAGGAGAUGACUCAAACACUAAUGCUUGCUUAUUGGCAGAGUAUUUCUUGAAGAAUAAUUGUUAAACAAGUGUUGUUGGUUGUCCAAAGACAAUUGAUGGAGAUCUAAAGAAUGAGUUUGUUGAAGUAAGUUUUGGAUUUGACACAGCAUGUAAAACAUACAGUGAACUUAUUGGAAAUAUCAUGUUGGAUACUGUAUCCUCUAAGAAAUACUAUCACUUCAUCCGUUUGAUGGGUAGAUCUGCAUCUCAUAUUGCAUUGGAGUGUGCACUUUUAACAAGACCCACUUGGGCUUAUAUUGGAGAGGAAGUAGAGAAGAAUAAGACCUCAUUGACAUAAAUAGUUACUUAAUUGAGCGAUUUGAUUGAGAAGAGAUAUAAGUAAAAUAAGAAUCAUGGAGUCAUUUUAGUACCAGAAGGAUUGAUUGAGUUUAUCGAUGAAGUAAAGAUAUUGAUCAAAGAAAUUAAUACAAUAUUGGCAGCUAACAAAUGGGAACCAGAUUAAGUAUUUAAUAAUAUCUUGACUAAAUUAACACCUGAAUCAUCAAAACUAUUAGAAUUCUUACCAAGGAGUAUUAGUGAUUAAUUGUUACUUGAUCGUGAUCCACAUGGAAAUGUUCAAGUGGCUAAAAUUGAAACUGAAAAGCUAUUGAUUGAGAUGGUUAAAGCUGAAUUGGAAAGAAGAAAGUAUGGUGGUAAAUUCUCAGCCAUCAGUCAUUAUUAUGGAUAUGAAGGUAGAUGUGCAUUCCCUACUAAAUUUGAUUGCGAUUAUUGUUACAGUUUGGGUGUUAAUGCAGCUAUCUUAAUUGAGAAUAAAUUCACUGGAGUUAUGAGUUGCAUUCGUGAUUUACACAAAAGUCCAUCUGAAUGGAAUGCUGCUGGUUUCCCAUUGGUAACUAUGAUGGAUGUGGAGACUAGAAAAGGGAAAUCUGUUCCAGUCAUUAAAAAAGCAUUAGUUGAUCUUGAUGGACCACUAUUCAAAUUCUAUUAAUCAAAUAGAGAGAAAUGGGCAUUCCAUGAUUAUUAUCAUCCUGUUGGACCAAUCUAAUUCGAAGGUGAUUAAGUACCUCCCUUCCUUAUCAAUGGCAAAGGAUUUGAAUUUGAAGAAGUGGACAAUAAAAUUUAUGAGCAAAAACCUUAUGAAGAAAUGCAUCUUAGAAAUUUAUCAAAGUUGGGAUUGGACAGAUCAAAUACUCCUUUGUCUCUCCCAAAACACCUAAAUCUUAAGUUAAGUCUUAAGGUCAUCCAUCACAACUACAGUGAUAAUGUCAUGAAAGCCAUUGAAAAGCAUUUUCCAUCUCUUAUGGCCAAAAGUAUAAAUGCAUUCCAACUUUUACACGAUGAUGCUCAUGAAGCACAUAAUAAACCAUUAAGAAUUGGUAUUACAUUGAAUGGUCGACAAUCUCCAGGAGCAAAUUGCAUCAUUAGAGGAUUAUUGGCAUUGUGUGAGUAAAGUGGAUCUACAUUAUAUGGAUUCAUUGGAGGUACCUAAGGUCUAUUCAAAUAAGAAUAUCUUGAAAUCAAUUAGAAUAGUCUACAAUACUAUAUUAACUAAGGUGGAUAUCAUUAUCUAGGUCGUACUGCAGAUAAAAUGAGAUCUGUAUAAGAAUUACAAUAAGUUAAAGAAACUUGCAACAUCCUAUCUUUAGAUGGAUUAGUUGUAGUAGGUGCUUCACACACACUCACAGAUUGCAUAAUAGUUGCCAACUAUUUACUGUAAGAGAAUGUCAAGACCAGAGUUAUUGGAGUUCCAUGCACAGUCGAUAAUAAUAUUGGCCAUCCAUUUUUAGAAGGCAUUGUUGGUUUUGACACUGCUUCUAAGACCUAUUCCUAAAUGAUCGGUAAUAUCAUGAUAGAUGCUGCCAGUGCUGUCAAAUAUUGGUACUUCAUUAGAUUAAUGGGAAGAGAUCCUUCACAUCUUGUGUUAGAAUGUGCACUUUAAACUCAUCCAAAUGUUGUUCUCAUCAGUGAAGAUAUUAAAGAAAGAGGACUUACUUUACAAGAAGUGGUCUCAGAAAUUGCAGAUGUGGUUGUACUUAGAUCAUAGAAAAAUAAAGAAUUUGGUACUGUUCUUGUACCUGAAGGUUUAUUGGCCCACAUUGGAUAAUUCAAAUAAUUAAUUACGGAAUUGGAUAAGCAUUUCGCAACCAAUAAACAGGAUAUAAUGAAUAAUUUAACUCCUUGGUCUGCAGCUCUAUUCUAAUCCCUCCCAGAUUUCACUUAACAGUAGUUGCUUAUGGAAAGAGAAGUACAUGGAGGCAUCCAAUUAUCGCAAAUUGAAACUGAGAGAUUAUUAGCUCAUUUGGUUGCUGAAGAACUCAAAGUCAGAAAAGCAGAAUCAAAAUACAAGGGUUCAUUUUCACCUAUUUGUCACUUUUUCGGAUAUCAAGGUAGAUGCGCAUUCCCUACUCGAUUCGAUGCCAAGUUAGGAGAAGUCUAUGGUUAUUUGGCAGGUUUAAGCAUCUAAAGAGGAUUGACUGGCUAUUGUGUUUCUGCCAGAGGAAUUGCAGGUCCCAUUGAGAGAUGGCAUUUCAAUUUAAUCCCACUCUUAGGAAUGAUAUCCAUCAAAUAGAAGAGUGCAUAUGGAGAAGCAUAACCUAUUAUUGCUAGUUAUGAAGUGGAUUUGAAAUAGUCGCUCUUUAAACAUUUCAGCCAGAUUUCUAAGAAUUGGUAUUUGAAAGAUCACUAUGAGAAUCCAGGCCCAAUCUAAUUCUAUGGACCUAUGGCUCGUAGACCAACUUUGACUGUUGAAUUGAGCUAUAAAUGCUACGUGGAUUAGAUUGAGGAGAUUGAGCGCCUAGUCGAGGUGAUAUCUGAACAAUGCAGAUUUGAAACCAGGGCUGACUUGCUUGAUUUAGCUAUUGCUCAAUUGAAAGCUUUGGCUAGAACAAUAGAAGUAGUGAAGGAGGCAAAACAGUGA
Messenger RNA from Paramecium tetraurelia, 3435 nucleotides. RefSeq lists its product as uncharacterized. The transcript has 4 exons. Lineage: Eukaryota; Ciliophora; Oligohymenophorea; Peniculida; Parameciidae. Gene Ontology annotation, cellular component: cytosol; 6-phosphofructokinase complex. The record is from RefSeq and is a predicted model, not a curated record. Gene Ontology annotation, molecular function: 6-phosphofructokinase activity; ATP binding; diphosphate-fructose-6-phosphate 1-phosphotransferase activity. Gene Ontology annotation, biological process: fructose 6-phosphate metabolic process; glycolytic process; response to glucose.